Sitophilus oryzae (rice weevil) is the source of this 2574-nucleotide messenger RNA. It is a transcript of the gene Sf3b2, whose product is annotated as splicing factor 3B subunit 2. Gene Ontology annotation, cellular component: U12-type spliceosomal complex; U2-type spliceosomal complex; U2 snRNP. Lineage: Eukaryota; Metazoa; Arthropoda; Insecta; Coleoptera; Curculionidae. The coding region runs from base 158 to 2365 and encodes 735 amino acids. Gene Ontology annotation, biological process: mRNA splicing, via spliceosome. The transcript has 13 exons. The record is from RefSeq and is a predicted model, not a curated record.
UCUGACAUUUAAUACAUUUAAUGGAGAAAAUUCAACAUGUUUGUUGUCGAAAAACCGCAAAUAUUAAUUUAAAGCUAUUUAUAAAUAAAAUAAGAAGUUAAUUCUAUAGAAAAUAUAUCGAAGAAAACCGUGUCUGAAGUAAAGUGUUUGUUUCAAUAUGGCAGAUAACGUGCCCGAAUUAAAUCCCGGUUUAUUACCUCCACCGUUAAUGAGCACAGAUUUACCGAACUUAGGUGUGCACGAACCACCCAACGAUAAUUUAGGAGUACCUCCACCCCUACUCAGCGCACCACCAGGGCCUGAAGUUUUCUUAAACGCUCCCCCUGGUUUUCCUCCCCCUGUAUGGCCUAACGCCGAAGAUCCUCUCCAAAACGAGAAGCAAUUGCCGUCUUUGCUCUCUCUUAAAGUAGACCCACCAAAAAAACUGGAUGCAGAAGGUAAUGCCGAGGUAGUACUGCCACAAGCUUUGGAGGAAGUUUUGGCAUUGAAAAAUCAACGGGCAUUAGAAUUAGGAACGGAAGAAGAGGCUCAGGAGAAGGAAAGGAACCGUAGUGAAAGAGAGCCACUGUGGGAAAAAGACGAUAAUGUCGUUGAAACUGUGGUUGAAGCAACAGAUGUAGUAGAAGAAGUCACAAAUGGUACUGCCAAGGAAAGAGUGAGUAAGAAUAAAAAGAAGAAAAAGCGAAAGAAAAACAAGAAGGAAAGGGAACUGCAAAAUGGCGAAGCUAAAGACAAGGAAAAAGGAGAAAAUAUUGUUGACGAAUUGAAUGAUGAAAAGGACAUUGAAAUAGAAUAUGUGCAAGAAUCUAUUGGUUUACAUGAGCUGGCACCUCAGUACCGUCAAUUCUACUCAAUCCUGGAACAAUUCAAAAUCUCUGACCAAAAAUCCAACAUCCCGCCCCCCGUUUUAGCAACUCCUACCUCGCUAUCAGGUCAAUCAAAGUUCUUAGAUGAUAUAAAGGAUGACGAUAUGGAUGACUUUGAAGAUAAAAAGAUCGAGGAUAAAUCGAAAAUGUCAAAGAGGAAAUUGAAGAAGCUGACUAGGCUGAGUGUGGCCGAAUUAAAACAGCUGGUGAACAGGCCGGACGUUGUGGAAAUGCACGACGUUACUGCCAGAGAUCCCAAAUUGCUUGUACAGCUCAAGGCUCACAGAAAUACCGUUCAGGUUCCUAGGCAUUGGUGUUUUAAAAGGAAAUACCUUCAAGGCAAACGAGGUAUAGAGAAACCUCCUUUUAAUUUGCCCGAAUUCAUUAAGAAAACGGGAAUCAUGGAGAUGAGGGCCUCCUUACAGGAAAAGGACGAAUCGAAGACUCUGAAGGCGAAAAUGAGGGAACGGGCCAGACCGAAACUCGGAAAAAUUGAUAUAGAUUACCAGAAGCUACACGACGCCUUUUUCAAGUGGCAAACUAAGCCUAAAAUGACCAUUCACGGCGACCUGUAUUACGAGGGUAAGGAAUUCGAGACCAGAUUAAAAGAAAAGAAGCCGGGGGAUCUUUCCGAGGAGCUCAGGACGGCUCUGGGUAUGCCGGUGGGGCCCAAUGCAAACAAGGUGCCUCCGCCGUGGCUGAUAGCGAUGCAGCGUUACGGUCCGCCGCCAAGUUACCCCAAUUUGAAGAUACCCGGUUUGAACGCGCCGAUUCCCGAGGGAUGUUCGUUCGGGUACCACGCGGGGGGUUGGGGCAAGCCCCCCGUCGACGAAAACGGCAAGCCGCUGUACGGGGACGUGUUCGGCACCAACCAGAGCCAUAUAGACGAUAUUGGAGAGGAUCCUUCGAUAGAUCGGUCGCUUUGGGGCGAGCUGGAGUCGGAAUCUGAGGAGGAAAGUGAGGAAGAGGAGGAGGAGGAAGAAGGAGAGACUCAAGUGCCCGACGAAUCAGGUCUAGUGACUCCAGCAGAAGGCCUGGUCACUCCCAGCGGUAUUACCAGCAUACCGGCCGGUAUGGAGACUCCCGAAGCCAUCGAAUUGAGAAAGAAGAAAAUCGAGAACGAAAUGGAAGGGAGUGAAACGCCUGUUUUGUAUCAUAUUAUUCCCGAAAAACGCAACGAAAGGAUCGGUAACUCAAUGAUGGGCAGCGUCCACGUGUAUGACUUGGCCUCUGUGGGAGCGGGACAAAAUCCUGUACCAAUCAGAAGGACUGAGAAAGAAGGAAUGGUGGAACUGGCCCUCGACCCGUCCGAACUGGACAUGGACAGCGACGCCAUGGCGGUCAGAUACGAGCAGCAAAUGAGGGAGAACCAGUCUCAGCUGCAGAAAGAGGAUCUGAGCGAUAUGUUAGCUGAGCACGUGGCCAAACAAAAGAGCAAAAGAAAGAGACAACAGCAGGAUUCGAAAACGACAAAGAAAUACAAGGAAUUCAAAUUUUAGAAGCUGGUUUUUCGGUGUUCCAGAGUCAACUCUAUUUACUGAAAUUUUUCGGAAAUUCAUCGGUCUAAAAUUUCAGUCGGUAGAAUUGCCGCGUGUGGAUUCACCCUUAUUGUCCUUAAGCAAAACAGAUUUUUCUAUUUUUUUUUCCUGGUUUAAGAUAGUUAUAUAUUAUAAUUUUAAACAAAUAAAGAAAUAAAUCUAUUGGAUAA